AAGCAGGAAUUAUAGCAGCAGAUGUGUGGAAGCAUCAAAAUAUCGGCUAUUUCUUCGAAGACACCGAUAUAAGCGACGUAGCUAGUAACGGCUCUGGCAUACCUGUCUACUCCUGCUUACAGCAGGUUCAUAAUCGCACAAGGACCACCGCUUCGCAGUGACGGAGAUAGUGCGAAGUUUCGUUGACGGUGCUUAAUGGUGCGCACAGUUGUGGGCAGAGAACACGACAAAGAACAACAAUUGCAGUAGUGGCAGGACGACGAGUAAAUUUCUUGAUGCUUCGAAUCUCAUCGUCCAGAUAGGAACGUUAUAGCACAAAGUAUAUAACGGUUUUGUUAAAAGCGAGUCUCCAAAACGUAAAUACGUGAGUGCUCCUGUGGCAGCCCUGAACGAGGAUAGUAUGUCUCGAUUUAACCUUCUCAUUAGAGUCGAUGUUCGGUUUGCCCUCAUUAUCGUUCUGCUAGCAAGCGGGACUCAGGGAGACGAAGCUGAAGACGAAAAAACAGAUGGACUAUCAGCUAGAAAUAAUGCAAGCGUUACGGUUCGCUCUACAUACGCUUGUCCAAACGACAGCGAGGCCAUUAUGGCUAAACCCUGCCUAGUCGGAUGCAAACGCGGCGAACAUAUAGACAAUUUUCCGUAUGACCAGCGUUCCCGAUUCGACGGAUGUAAUACUUGCUCGACACACGUGUAUCGCUAUCCGGACGGAUCUACAUGUGAAGGCCUAGAAAUGUGCACAUCAAAGGCUUGUCUACCAAUCACAUCAAUACUACCAGGACCGCAGAAGGCACACAUCCAAGAGGACGAAUAAUCAACAUUAUUUAGCCGUGUAUUGAUGAACGUAUGAAAGUAUGCGUGGUAGAGGAGCUGAAAUUAUCGCUUCUCCGACAUCCGAAAUCAGGCUUACGCUGUAAAGAGCCCAAUAUAGUGAAACUAAAAUAUCAUUUUUCUCAAAAAUAAACACUAUUAUUACCCCAUAAAAAAAAAGCCCUAUUUCUAGUUACGCCAUAUAGAAUAUAUUUGCCGUUUGUCAGCUUUCAACGAUUUUUCGAUAUAUACAGACCAUAGUGAUCAACACGAUCUUCCAGAAAAAAAUCCCGUAAUGAAACCUGCCAUAGGCGUACCCGACUGACGUUGAAGAAAGGUCGGCCAAUCAAUACUACUAUUACCGACCCCAUGUAAAAGCAUAGAUUCUUUUCAAAUGUGCACUGUAGUUUAAAACAACAUUGAGUAUACAACGUCGAUGACAUCAGUAAAAGCUUCAUACGAUUUACGAACGAAUUCACAUAGCCGUUCCCGUAACAAACCUGAGGUUUAAAAAAAAUCCUGAAAGCCACUCAGUUAUUAGAGUUUCGAGGGAAAAUAGAGAUCCGGUACAAUGGACUGUUGUAACUUAUAUAAAAUACAAUACAUUUGCAAAAAUCAACUCAUCUUCAAUUAAUACACGUGGUGUACCCAUUUCACUUUCACGUUUGUAGCUUAUAUUCAAUCGUCCUUCAAAAUUAACAAAUCGAGAAGCGCGAUAACGAUAGAGUAAGCUGAAACCUGAAAGCUGAGGAUACAAACCUGCGCAUGAAAUAAGGUGUAAAGGUGCUCUUUCCAAAGUUGGGGAUGAGCAAAAAACGUGUAACGAGGUAUAAAAACGCAAACGAAGGCAUAACCUGAAACCCACUAGAGAUACAGGCGCAAAUGAUGCAGGGUAUGUGAACUUGCUUAUGGAAAAUAACCUGGGAUAUCAGGGCGCCCGAGAGCUAACGAGGGAGAAAUAGGUAUUUCCCAACAGAAGAAAAAAUGCUACCAAUGCCAAUCGGAGGAACACUUUUACGCGAUACGUAGCUAUGAGGCCAAAAAUGCGCAUCCCAUGGCUUUCGUAGCAGUCUUUGAAGAGUUUCUAAAACCGGAAGCUAUAAGGCACUCGUAGGCGAGGGUCGGCCAAGGUAGAAUAUUUUAUUUAAGAACAAAUUUCGUUCCUAUAUGUGCUUUUAUCUCAACUAUAAGGUAAAAAUAUAUAAUACCAAGAGACAAAGCCCGUAAGACCUUUAAAAUGGUGCUAUAUAUUUGUAUAUACGCAAAUAAGGAGUAGUCACCUAAUGCUAGUUAGUUUUGCUCAAGUACAAUAUAUUCAUCCCUACAGGUAACGUCAUUUAUGCCCUAUGUGACAUACUAAGUAAUACACCUAACGUAUGAAAUAAAUACACCUCAUAGAAUUGCA
This is a messenger RNA of Varroa destructor (honeybee mite), 2212 nucleotides long. RefSeq lists its product as uncharacterized. Lineage: Eukaryota; Metazoa; Arthropoda; Arachnida; Mesostigmata; Varroidae. The record is from RefSeq and is a predicted model, not a curated record.